This is a messenger RNA of Selaginella moellendorffii, 2317 nucleotides long. Its product is annotated as ABC transporter B family member 23, mitochondrial. Gene Ontology annotation, cellular component: mitochondrial inner membrane. The record is from RefSeq and is a predicted model, not a curated record. Bases 20 to 2029 code for a protein of 669 amino acids. Gene Ontology annotation, molecular function: ATP binding; ABC-type transporter activity; ATP hydrolysis activity. Lineage: Eukaryota; Viridiplantae; Streptophyta; Lycopodiopsida; Selaginellales; Selaginellaceae. Gene Ontology annotation, biological process: intracellular iron ion homeostasis; transmembrane transport. The transcript has 18 exons.
GUCUCUGUUUUAGGGCGGCAUGACGAGCGUGCUAAGCGCUCGAGCUGUCUCCGCGCUUGCCAUUGCCACGCCAAAUCGUCGCGUCUGGACUUGCGGAGGAUCUCACAAGCAGCAGCAGCAACGGCGUCGCCAUUGCCUGCCUCCAAUCCACGCCGCUGCUGCUUCUGGUAAUGUCGCCAUUCCAUUCGACAAGAAGCCCGCAAAGGUUCCACCUCUCGCUCCAUUGCCGACGCCACCGGUGGAGGCAUCCCUUUCUACGGUCAUUCCUUACCUCUGGAGAUUGGCAUCCGGGGAUAGCAACUUGGGAUGGCGGCUCAUCGUCGCUGUGAGCUUUUUGUUUGCUGGAAAAGCAGCGGGGCUUGCUGGUCCUUUGUUCUUUAAAUGGGGAAUGGACGUCCUCGCUCAAGCGCCAGCCAAAGCUCUAUCGACACAACAGGUGAAGUUUGCCGUCUUGGCGCUGGUUUUCUCGGCUUUAAGCAAGGCCCUUAGUGCAGGACUCAACGAGACGAGGUAUUUGAUUUUUGCUCCACUCGGUUUUGCUACCGGUCGCAGAGUGGGAGUUCAGCUGCUGGAACACGUCCUCGGGCUCGACCUGUCUUUCCAUCUCGAGAGAAGAACAGGCGCCCUGUCUCGUAUUCUAGAUCGAGCUCAGAGAAGUGUGAUGAGCAUCUUCCGAGCUGUAGUUUUUACUUUUGUACCAACAAUUUUGGAGCUCCUUCUAGUCUGCGGGCUUCUAGCAAAACAAGUUAGCCCGAUUGUUGCUGCUGUUGUAGUGGUAACGUUCACUGCGUACGUAGCCUGGACGUUUUACAUUACGCAAGCUGCUGCAUUGAGUCGAAAGGAGGUGAAUAAGCUGGACGAACUGGCCUCCGGUAAAGCCGUGGAUGCCUUGCUGAACUACGAAACUGUUGUACAGUUCAACAAUCAAAAGCUAGAAGUUAUGCAGUACGAUGCUCUGCUUCAAAAUUAUCAAAACGCAGCGCUUGACUCGGAAAAGCUGGUAGCGGCGCUAAAUGCGGGUCAAGCUCUCAUUCAGGCUGUUGGAAUCGCGGUCGUAAUGGGACUUGCCGGGUUUCAGGUGUCUCAAGGCAUUAUCACCGUCGGAGAUCUUGUGUUGGCUAAUGGUUUGAUACUUCAACUCUCUGGACCGCUACAGUUUCUGGGGUUCAUUUACAGAGAGCUUCGGCAGUCGCUUGUUGAUCUGGAGUCCCUCUUCGGAAUUUUAAGACGAAAACCGAUGCUCAAGGAUGGUACCAUAGAUCUUCCUUACAACAGCAAAGGACUUCAUUUGAAGGCGCACGAUCUCCAGUUUAGCUACUCAUCGAGAAAAGUCUUGCAUGGAGUUUCGUUUGAAGUUCUUCCUGGUCAAAGUCUAGCGAUUGUUGGACCAUCUGGAUCUGGAAAGUCUACAAUAUUGAAGCUGCUCCUUCGUCUAUAUGACCCUGAAAGCGGCAGGCUUUCGUUUGAUGGUCAAGACUUACGUUCCAUAACACAGGCGUCACUCCGUAGGGCAGUUGCAGUUGUUCCUCAGGAAACGGUGCUUUUUAACGACACAAUUUCAAAAAACAUUCUAUACGGUCGACCCUCGGCAAAAGAAGAAGAAGUUGUCAAUGCGGCCAAACAAGCGAGACUGCACGAUACUGUGUUGCAAAUGCCGGAUUUAUACAACAGUGCUGUUGGCGAACGGGGCCUGAAGCUUAGUGGCGGUGAGAAGCAAAGGGUGGCCAUUGCUAGAGCGUUUCUUAAGGCCCCAAGAUUACUAGUGUGUGACGAAGCAACCAGUGCACUGGAUUCAACAACGGAGGCGGCUAUCUUAAACUCUCUCAAGGAACUGGCAACAGGUCGGACCUGCGUCUUUGUCGCGCAUCGCCUUUCGACUAUCAUGCACUGUGACAAAAUCCUGGUGCUAGACGCUGGAGUGAUCGUGGAGCAAGGCACGCAUCACAAGCUCCUGGAAAUGAAGGGAAUGUACUCCAGAAUGUGGGCACUGCAAGAGUCGGAAAGCCAGAGAAAGCUCGUGAAGCAAUAACAACAAAAUCAAAUCUUUGGAUCAAACAAAAAGACACUGAAGCAAAUGUAUGUGAGGCUAUUGUCUUGAAGCCAUGCGUUCACGUUAAAUGACACUGGCCUAGACAUGUGGUUUUGAGAGAAUGGUGGGAUGUAUUCCACCCAGUCUACAAACCAGCCAGGAUUCUUUCCUUUGUUAUUGUGGUGCAGCACCAUUCUACACACUGGAUCAAAUGCUUGGAGGCAAUUUGCUACCAAUCCUGUGAAUGUUGAUAGUGAGCAAAUCUCAAAGUCAUCUAUGCCAGGAUUA